Molecule: messenger RNA, 354 nt
Organism: Nannizzia gypsea CBS 118893
Lineage: Eukaryota; Fungi; Ascomycota; Eurotiomycetes; Onygenales; Arthrodermataceae
Exons: 2
Coding region: 1-354 (117 amino acids)
Biological process (GO): iron-sulfur cluster assembly
Cellular component (GO): L-cysteine desulfurase complex; mitochondrion
Source: RefSeq, a predicted model, not a curated record
AUGUCUGUACCGUCAUUGAGCAACAACUCUGCCUUCCAGGCGCGAUCACUCUUUCGAUCUCUCCUCCGUCAAGCAAACCAAUUCUCCGCUUAUAACUUCCGAGAGUACGCGCGAAGACGGACCAUCGAUGCCUUCAGAGAACACCAGCAUGAGACCGAGGAGCGGAAGAUACAAGAGUUGAUGCAGAAGGGGUUGACAAAUCUACAGAUGAUGAAGGUAGCAACCCUAUCUCCUAAUGCCAUCCGAGCACUGGCUAAUGCUACAUGCUCAAUAGAGACAAACAGUGAUAAGCCAGUUCUACCAGCUCGACAGACUAGUUGUAGAAGGGCAGAAGUCGGUACGUUGAAGGCUUGA